Nymphaea colorata (pocket water lily) is the source of this 729-nucleotide messenger RNA. Its product is annotated as 14-3-3-like protein GF14 epsilon. The coding region runs from base 1 to 729 and encodes 242 amino acids. Gene Ontology annotation, biological process: signal transduction. The transcript has a single exon. NCBI's taxonomy places the organism in Eukaryota, Viridiplantae, Streptophyta, Magnoliopsida, Nymphaeales, Nymphaeaceae. Gene Ontology annotation, cellular component: cytoplasm. The record is from RefSeq and is a predicted model, not a curated record.
AUGACAGCCAACACCCGUGAGGAGCACCUCUAUAUGGCCAAGAUCACCGAGCAAACCGAAAGGUUUGAAGACAUGCUCGACGCCAUGAACAAGGUCGUCGCUGCCAACGCCGACCUCACUGUUGAGGAACGCAACCUUCUAUCCGUUGCCUACAAGAACACCAUCGGAUCCAGAAGAACCGCAUGGAGAGCCCUCUCAUCCAUUGAGAAGAAGGAAGAACAGAAGGGAUCCAAGAACCUCGGACUCCUCAGAGGAUACAAGUCCAAGAUCGAAGGUGAGCUCAACAAAUACUGCAAUGAGAUCCUCAACCUCAUUGACAACCAGCUCAUCGUCAAGGCCUCCAACGCCGAAGCCAAGGUCUUCUACUACAAGAUGAAGGGAGAUUACUUCAGAUACAUCUCUGAGUACACCUCAGGUGCCGACCACAACAAGGCUGGAGACAACGCCCAUGAGGCCUACAAGGCUGCCACUGAGCUCGCUGAGAAGGAUCUCAAGACCACCCACCCCAUCAGACUCGGCCUCGCCCUCAACUACUCCGUCUUCCACUAUGAGGUCAAGAACGACCCCAGCAAAGCCUGCCAGCUGGCCAAGCAAGCCUUCGAUGACGCCAUUGCCGACAUUGACCAGAUCGAGGAGGACCAGUACAAGGAUGCCACCACCAUCAUGCAGCUCAUCAGAGACAACCUGACCCUCUGGACCUCAGAGCUCGAGGAAGAUGGAGAUAAGUGA